This is a messenger RNA of Anthonomus grandis grandis, 672 nucleotides long. RefSeq names its product jerky protein homolog-like. Gene Ontology annotation, molecular function: DNA binding. Gene Ontology annotation, cellular component: nucleus. Bases 1 to 672 code for a protein of 223 amino acids. Lineage: Eukaryota; Metazoa; Arthropoda; Insecta; Coleoptera; Curculionidae. The record is from RefSeq and is a predicted model, not a curated record. The transcript has a single exon.
AUGAAUUCAGACCUGUUUAAAGAGUGGUUUAAUUUAGAGUUUGCUCCAAGAGUUAAAAAACAUUUAAAAAGUGUUAACUUGCCUAUCAAAGCAGUUCUAGUGUUAGAUAAUGCUCCAACCCAUCCUCAUGACUGCGAUGUAGAUGACAUAAAAUUAAUUUAUCUUCCUCCUUAUGUGACAAGCUUAGUGCAACCAAUGGACCAAGGAGUGAUCGAAAGCUUAAAAAGACAAUACAGGCGUAAACUUGUUUCUGAAAUUCUGCAACACUCGGAGAGUGAAGAGAAAGAUCUUUUAGAAGUCAUCAAAAAGAUCAAUAUCAAGGACGUUAUCUAUAUGUUAGCUACAGCAUCUCAAGAAAUGCUCUCUUCAACGUUUAUUAAAUCUUGGAGAAAACUUUGGCCAGAUGUUGAGAAUCUAGUUGCAAUCUCGAAUAUUGCAGGAACUGAAGAAGAAGAAAACAAAUCCACUCUACAAGACCUUCAAAAGUUAACGGGUAACGAAGCAUUGCAACCAGAAGAUGUGGAAAAUUGGAUGAUAAGUUGUGACGAUCACCUUGAAAAUGAAUUUUUGAAUAAUAAAGAAAUCAUAGAUUUAGCAACCAAAGAACCAGAGGAAUAUGAUGAGAGUAGUGACAUUGAAGAGGAAAAAACGAUUUCUCAUGAAGAAGCCUAA